AAUGUCUGAGGAGAUGGGGCCCUGGAGAAACAUCUUUCCAAUAUCAAAAGCUGGACCGUUCGGCAUGGAGCUUAGCUUCUUUGUUCCGCAUUUGAUUAUCUUGCCCGUUACUCUUUGGGCUGCGGAGAUUGUUACAAAAUUGGUCGACGAACCUACUGUUAGGUUUGCACAAUGGCUAUACAAGAAAACACUCGCACCAUCGCCUCGUUUGUAAAAAUAUGGGGCUGAAUAUUGGGUAUCGGUAUACUUGUUUUAGACGUUGUAUAAUUAAAUUAGAUGUCAUGGAUUGUGCCUUGGAAUGCAUGAGGAGUUUGAUUUUAGCCUGAUAUGUUCAAAAUGAAUACCAACAAUUGGUUUGCUGUCACAAGCUCAUGCCGCUUUUGCUCCUCUACCCCUGAAGCCGCGAUGUCAAAUCCGCAAGAUGCCCCGCGGAGUCCGCCAAAUGCAUCUGCAGGCAGGGGACGGACUACUGCAUAUGUAACUUCGCAAUAUUUUCCAACUUCGAGAGAAGAUUCCUUGCAACCAAAAUUAUUGGAUUCCGGGCCAAAAAUUGAAUUUUAUUUCCCACACCCCGUAAUCUUGCUCAAACUUCGUUUCCUUCUCAAUGCUGGCUAUGCACCAUGGUUGUUCGUCUUCGAGCUCUGCUCCGAUUCCUCCCAUUAUUCUUCAUAUCUUGUGUUAUCUUGUAUCAUGGCUGGAAUUUCAUGCGAUCUACCGACAUCACAUUCUCUUCCGUUUACACAGCACACCCUCACGCUGGAAGGUACUUUGAACAGGUAUUUUCAAUAGAUAAGCCUGCAGAUUAUGACUUCCCGGCUCUCAAACAACAAUGCCAGCAAACAGAAUGGCCAAAAAACGAAGUGUACCUAGAUUGCACUGGCAUCUUUGCAGGAUUGACUACAAUCGUGUCUCAAGUAAAGGUUUGCUUGAAGAUGGCUUUGGAUACUGGUCACGGAAUCAUAUUACCGUCGAUUCAUUAUCGCGACAAAGAUAAUCUGCAAGCACUCAACCGGUUCAAUGAAAAAGCGAUCAUGACUUUUGGCGAGUGGUUUGAAGAAGAUCAUUUACUGGAGCAGAUGAAGAAAGUUUGUCCACAGAUGCGAAUUAUCAAGCUUCGUGAAAUAGUUUCCGGUGAGGUUACUGUGCAGCAUCGUUGGUCAAUAGAACUUUCGGAUAAAACCGCUCCGGGGUUGGCUCCAUUCCAGGGAUAUUUCUGGAGAGGAAGGAGCUUCAAAGAUUUUUUUGAUGCUCAAUAUUCCCAAUUAGAACAGCUUUUCCUGUUGAACCCUAGCAACAAGCUUAAUCGUGAAGCUGGUAUAACUGCCAUAGAUAUUAAUCCACAGUUCUUGAUCUUCAGAGUCACCGAUGAUCCGACCGGGAAAGAGCUAAAGUUGUGGAAUGAACUGGGGUAUCUGGUCCGAUUCAAAGAGCCACCUCGGCGAGUUGUCAAUCGAUUAUUGGCUCAAAUAGAUCGUCCUUUUUAUGGCGUACAUUUCAGAGUUGAAUCGGAUCAAAUCUGGAGCUCUCUUGAAAAUCAGCUGCAGGUAGAUCUAGAUGCGCUAGAUCGCGCAUGGGCAAAAUAUGGCAAACCUGACAAGAAAAAGCCUUUGGUCUAUCUGGCUUGUGGAGAUCAGAAUCAAGUGCUAAAAUUCGUGGAAGCUGGAAAGGCUAGAGGGUGGGAAGUCACACAUAAGUGGAAGCUGGCGGAAAAAGAUACCAACACCUUGAAGACGAUCAAUAAACUCAGUUUUGAUUUCCAAGGUGCUAUUGAUAUGGGAGUUAUGAUCAAGAGUCACUUCUUCUUAGGCAUUACUGGAAGCGCAUUUUCUUCCUCGGUCGCGAACGCUCGUGAUUCCACGGGGAGAUAUCGAGGAAGUUCUUUCUCGGUUUUUGAUGAUGGUGGCGCGAGGACUCAUCUUUUCAAUGAUGGAGAGUCAAGUUUUUAUCCUUGUUGUCUGUAGUAAUGGUUUCCACCAAUUGGGGCAACAGCUUGGCCAAUUGUUUUGAAAAAUCCGAGGAAGUCGCGUUUAUUACCUUCUCUUGCUCAUUUAUUAUACCCCUAGAAGUAAAGAUUGGAAGAAAUAUCCUUUAUAUUUAUGGCCUGUUUGUGCUAUUUAAUGAUUUUUGUACCUAUUGAAUGUUCCGUGUUGUCUUUUCAUCAUACUGGCUCUGAUUUCAACUUCGGAGCAACGCACUAUCCCAUCCUGCGUCCUGAAACAUGCUUACUUUCAUCCCCCCAAAAAACUGGAAAUUACGUUCACUUAGCAGUAAGCAGAUUGCAAUAUCAGGCUGGCAUCGUACCUAGUCCAGCCUGAGGUUCGUUCUUGGAUGGGAAGCCCCAGUUUAGAGGACUGUCCCGCAUCAAUUUACCGACAUCGUGUCAUCCCCUUCAUUCUCGUCUGUAUGGUUACAGACGAAGUUUACUUUCGGACAGGCUCACGAAUUUAUUUCUGUUACAUUAUAUAUUUCAAAAUUUUCGUAGAUUACGUCAAAAAUUUGUCAAAAAGCUGCAUAAAGUUAU
Messenger RNA from Sclerotinia trifoliorum, 2521 nucleotides. Lineage: Eukaryota; Fungi; Ascomycota; Leotiomycetes; Helotiales; Sclerotiniaceae. The record is from the annotation of a GenBank genome assembly.